UAAAUUCUCCAGGGAAUCAAUCUAUCUCAGAAUUUGACAUGGGUCCGUGUUUUACCUGCCUUGCCUCCUCAAAACACAAAUAUCUUCACAAUCUUAUCUCAGAUCACAAGUCAAAGGCAGUACUAAUUCCUACUAUAAAUUACUUGGCAUAUCAAGAGCUUGCUGCUGCAACCCAAAACUUUAGUCCUGAGUGUUUGCUUGGUGAAGGCGGGUUUGGACGGGUUUAUAAAGGUCACAUCAAAACUACUCACCAGGUAGUUGCUGUGAAGCAGCUUAACCAAGAUGGGGUUCAAGGGCAGAGAGAGUUUUUUGUGGAGGUUCUGAUGCUUUGCCUCUGCCAUCAUCCAAAUCUUGUCAACUUGAUAGGUUAUUGUGCAGAUGGGGAUCAAAGACUUCUUGUUUAUGAGUAUAUGGCGUUGGGCUCUCUUGAGGAUCAUUUGCACGAUCUUCCACCUGAUAAAGCACCUUUGGACUGGGAUACAAGAAUGAAGAUUGCAGCCGGCGUAGCAGAGGGGUUGGAGUAUUUACAUGACAAAGCUGAUCCCUCGGUUAUAUAUAGAGAUUUAAAAUCUUCAAACAUCCUUCUUGGCGAGGGAUUUCACCCUAAACUGUCAGAUUUCGGACUUGCAAAACUGGGUCCUACUGACGGUAGGUCUCAUGUCUCUACACGCGUGAUGGGCACAUAUGGUUACUGUGCCCCCGAGUAUGCCCGCACCGGUAAACUCACUCCCAAAUCUGAUAUCUAUAGUUUUGGGGUCGUUUUGCUCGAAAUCAUCACUGGGAUCAAGGCCAUUGAUCCCUCAAAAACUCAACCAGAAGAAAAUCUUGUAGCCUGGGCUAGGCCCCGUUUGGGGGACAAAAAGAAAGCCUUUAAAACGGCGGAUCCACUGCUGGGGGGGCGGUAUCCCAAACGGGCAUUUUAUCAAGCACUAACAGUGGCAUGCAUGUGCGUACAUGAAGAAGCUGCAUCAAGGCCUUUAAUCAGAGAUGUUGUAACCGCUCUCACACAUCUUGCCUCCGGUGACACUAUUGCCGGCGGCGGCGAUAUAGGCAGCUCCUCCGGUGACAACACUAAUUGUGCAGAUUACUGGACUCCACAAGAUUCAGAUAGGACAGAGUUGAUAUGGGGUGGGGAUAAAGACAGGAGAAAGCGUGCUGUUUUAGAGGCAAUGGUUUGGGGUGAGAAGGGGCCGCAGGAGAAUAAAGAAAUUGUUGAAUGGAGACAUGAUUAA
This is a messenger RNA of Ipomoea nil (Japanese morning glory), 1232 nucleotides long. RefSeq names its product serine/threonine-protein kinase CDL1-like. Bases 39 to 1232 code for a protein of 397 amino acids. The record is from RefSeq and is a predicted model, not a curated record. NCBI's taxonomy places the organism in Eukaryota, Viridiplantae, Streptophyta, Magnoliopsida, Solanales, Convolvulaceae. Gene Ontology annotation, molecular function: protein kinase activity; ATP binding. The transcript is spliced from 5 exons. Gene Ontology annotation, biological process: protein phosphorylation.